This is a messenger RNA of Teleopsis dalmanni, 1111 nucleotides long. RefSeq names its product protein aubergine-like. Gene Ontology annotation, biological process: regulatory ncRNA-mediated gene silencing. Lineage: Eukaryota; Metazoa; Arthropoda; Insecta; Diptera; Diopsidae. The transcript is spliced from 7 exons. Gene Ontology annotation, molecular function: protein binding; piRNA binding. The record is from RefSeq and is a predicted model, not a curated record. The coding region runs from base 635 to 1111 and encodes 158 amino acids. Gene Ontology annotation, cellular component: P granule.
GGUGAUGGUGGUGGCAUCCGUGGCUGGCAACCUCGCGGCGGCGGUGGUGGCCAACGUGGUGAACAACGCGGUGGUGCAGAGCGUAGACCUGGCAUGUAUCGUGGGCGCGGUGAUGGACUUGGCAGUUAUCCUGCCUCUGAAUCAUCUAGUUUUGGUAGUUUGCCGUCAACAGCAAGUUGUGGAUCUUCUCAUCAGUCCGAUGUGUCCAUUUCCAGUGUUUUCAUGAUUCUCCCAGUGGUUCUCUCAGUUCAAACGUUCACCAAAGUCAUGAUAACACUGAGGCAGCAACUAUUGAUAUGCAGAUUAUGACAAUAAUUAUGAUUGUUCUUUCUAUGAUAUUUUAUAUUGUUUCUUUAUGUUGUUAUAUCCAUAUCUAUAGCUGCAAUUGACCAAAUACGUGGCAUGUGAGGAAAACGUAUUUUAACUGACGUUAUACAACAUACUCGACCAGCGUCGUGCGUAAAUAAGCAAGGUGCAGUUGGUCGUCCAGUUAUGGUUCGAGGAUACGUUGUUGGUGAUACUAACAACGGAUCGUGCAGGAAAUACAGUACAAAUUAAAAUUAAACAUGUUGGCAUAGUAGAAUUAACAGAUAUGCAACAGAUGCAUGUACUCAACUUGAUUUUACGUUGAUCUAUGGAAGGCUGGAAACUACAACAAUUGAAUCGAAAUUUCUUUGAUCCAGUAGCUAAACAUGAAUUGGAUGUACUGAUGUGUGCUGAAAUUGCACAUAAGGUCUUGCGCACUGAUACAAUUUACAACAUUUUGACUCAAUUAGUGAAAGUGUCAUCAGAUUAUCAAAACGCAUUUAAGGCCGAAGUAAUUGGCAUGGUAGUAAUCACUGAUUAUAAUAACAAAACAUAUCGUGUGAGUGAUAUAGAUUUCGGUAUGUCGCCCAAAUCCACUUUCAAACGAAAGGAAAAAGAUGUCACAUUCGUAGAUUACUACAAACGACGUUAUAAUCUCACAAUUCGUGAUUUUAAUCAACCACUGUUGAUAUCGAAGCCUACCGAAAAAAAUACUAGAGGUGGUCAAGAUGAUUUAAUAAUAUUAGUUCCAGAACUGACAGGUGCUACUGGCCUAAAUUAUACUAUGCGUGGCGACUGGAUAUAA